Ficedula albicollis (Collared flycatcher) is the source of this 560-nucleotide messenger RNA. It is a transcript of the gene CCL17, whose product is annotated as C-C motif chemokine ligand 17. The transcript is spliced from 3 exons. Gene Ontology annotation, molecular function: chemokine activity; CCR chemokine receptor binding. Bases 100 to 381 code for a protein of 93 amino acids. NCBI's taxonomy places the organism in Eukaryota, Metazoa, Chordata, Aves, Passeriformes, Muscicapidae. The record is from RefSeq and is a predicted model, not a curated record. Gene Ontology annotation, biological process: monocyte chemotaxis; chemokine-mediated signaling pathway; positive regulation of GTPase activity. Gene Ontology annotation, cellular component: extracellular region.
UAACGGUGUGGAGAGAGCCUCAGGCACAGGCACCGAGCAGGGCUGCACAGAGCACGAAGAGCCACCCCAGAGCCACCCCAGAGCCACCCCAGAGCCACCAUGCUCCCUGCAAGGACUGUCCUGCUGCUCACGCUGCUCCUCACCUUCUCCCUGCACCACGCCACAGCCCACUUUGCACCCGUGGAAUGCUGCUUUAAAUAUGCACAGAAACGCAUCCGACACCCUCAGAGCUACUACGAGACAUCCAAGGACUGCCCCAAGCCUGCAGUUGUGAUUGUGGCUGGCAAUGGUGAUGAGAUUUGUGCUGACCCCAAGAAGGACUGGGUGGCCAAAACCAUAAAACGGCUUCAAAAGAAAAUAGUAACUCCACCCACCAUCUGACCUGCCCGUCCAGCCCUCCUGUGUCUCGAGGCAGCCAAAGGUGCUGCAGCUCUUCUCCAGCAGUGCUGAGGCCUGGGCACUGCAGGAGGAGCCACCCCUGCACCCAGCAGGAUCAGGUGUCAGUGCCAUGGACCAGGCAGCUCCUCCUGCUGCCGCUGCCCUGCCGAGCUGUGCCUGUG